Aspergillus mulundensis is the source of this 2829-nucleotide messenger RNA. RefSeq lists its product as uncharacterized. Lineage: Eukaryota; Fungi; Ascomycota; Eurotiomycetes; Eurotiales; Aspergillaceae. The coding region runs from base 1 to 2829 and encodes 942 amino acids. Gene Ontology annotation, molecular function: protein binding. The record is from RefSeq and is a predicted model, not a curated record. The transcript is spliced from 4 exons.
AUGAGUUUCGGAUUCAGCGUCGGUGACUUCCUCGCCGUCAUCGAGCUCGUCAGCAAGCUGCGAAAGCGCUUCGUCAAUGCACCGGUCGAAUUCAAGUCGCUCUCGGACGAGGUGAAACACCUCUCGGUCGCUCUGCAGAAUAUCAAUGACUUUGAUCUCGAUGACGAUUUGAACGAUAAACAGAAGAAACGCCUCAAUGCGAAUACCGAAGCCUGCAGAGAAACGCUAGACUCCCUGAGCACAUUGCUGGAUCAAUACCAGGAGAUAGAGACGGUCGGCUCGAGGCCCAUAAGUAGGCGGCGCCAGGUAUGGAAACGGCUGAAAUGGGACCCGGCCCCUGCGCAGGAUAUCCAGCGGCAGCUCCAGAGCCGGAUUGAAUCUUUCAAUUUAUUCUUCGGCUCGCUUAAUGCGGAAAUGAACAUCUCGCAGAACGCCACCCUCGAAAAGAUACACCAGAGCCAGCGGACACAGGAGGAAGAAAAGGUUCUUCAGUGGCUUACCGAUGUCGAUUUCGGGGCCAAACAGACCGACUAUAUCCGGCGGCGUCAGCCCGGAACGAGCGAGUGGAUAUUGCAAACCGCUGAAUUCAAGCAUUGGGUUGAUACCCCGGGAGCACUGCUCUUCUGUCACGGAAUCCCUGGGGCUGGCAAGACAAUCACAGCUGCGGUCGUUGUCGACUAUUUGGCAACGCGGUUUGGCAAUGACGAGAGCGUCGCCACAGCAUGCAUCUAUUUCAAUUUCAGAGAGGUCUACAGACAUGAAGAGCUAUUUAUGAACCUCCUCAUGCAGUUGACUUCUCGGAAGACUGAGUUCCCAGAAAGGGUGAAGGAUCUUCAUCGCCAGCACAAAGACAGAGCAACGCGACCCCUAGGCUGGGAGAUCUCUGAAGCCAACCGUUCCGUCGCAGCGACAUUUCCAAAGGUAUUUAUUGUUGUCGACGCACUUGACGAGUGUCCAGAAGGCAAAGACUACCGAAAUAUGGUAGUGGACGAGCUGCUCAAGCUCCGGGCAACCAAAUCCGUCAAUCUCUUCAUAACCUCUCGGCCUAGCCCAGACAUUCUGGAGAUAUUCAGCGGGGAAGUUCACAUCGAGAUCCAAGCAACAAAGGAAGACAUUGAAGUCUAUGUACACAGCAAUCUAAAACUGCUGCCCCGUGUUAUCCAAAGAAGUUCGGAUCUGCAACAAGAGAUCACGUCCUUAAUCUCAAAUGCUGCAGAGGGAAUGUUUCUCUUGGCUCAACUGUAUCUUCAAGCCUUAGAAUGUGCAGUUACAGCUCGAGAAGUGAGAACUUUGCUGGCUCAGUUUCAAAGGCAGUCUUCGCUCCAACCGGGAGAAGAUCGAAAAUUAGAGAUGCUGAGCAAGGCAUACGACGACACUAUGGGUCGAAUCCAGCAGCUCCCUCAAUCCCGACGACAGCUUGCGCUAGAUGUCCUAAUGUGGAUUACGUCCGCACAACAACCACUUACAGUAUCCCAGCUUCAGAAUGCGCUAGCUGUUGAGGAAGGGGACACCGAAAUAGAUGAUGAAAGCCUUCCAGAUGUGCAGGAUAUGGUUACUGUAUGUUCUGGACUGGUAACGGUUGACCAAGAAACGGAUAUUAUACGCUUGGUUCAUUAUACCACGCAAGAGUACUUUAAGGGGGCCUGGAGGAGAUGGUUUCCCCAUGCCCAGUCCCAACUUACAGUUGUCUGCCUGACAUAUCUGUUAUUUGACACCUUCAGGACCGGAAUCUGCAUAACUGACGAAGAGUAUGAAUCGCGCCUGGAGUCCUAUCCGCUAUAUGAGUAUGCAGCAAACCAUUGGCAGAGUCAUUACCGACCGGGCGAAGGGAAUGACGAACACGUCCUGGAGUUCCUAUGCGACGAACCUCGAUUUACCGCAAGUAUUCAGGCCAGUAUGACAUUCGAAGCGGAGGGAUUUGAUCGUUAUGAUCGUGACGAGUACAGUCAAAGGCACUUCUAUGGGACGACAAGCCUGCACUAUGCUGCCAAGCCUGGGCUGGAGCCCAUCUUGUUGCGCUUGCUGGAAAACGGCCACCCACCAGACCCGAGAGACAUUCACUGGCGAACUCCCCUGAUAUGUGCCGCACACAAUGGUUCAGCAGAAGGGGCUCACAUCCUGUUGGAAAGAGGUGCGGACGCGAAUGCGAAAGAUGGUACCGGCAAUACACCACUGCUAUGGGCAGCAAGGUGUGGAAAUGCAGAUGUCGUAGCCCAGCUCUUGCCAAAAGCAAACAAUGUGAACGCCAAGGAUUAUGAAUUUGGAAGAACAGCCUUAAUAUGGGCAGCUAACAACGGCCUGGAAGAGGGUGCGGUUCGGUUACUGCUGAAGCAUGGUGCUGACGUUGAUGCCCUGGACGACGACAACCGAAGCGCUCUGUCGUGGGCCGCAGAGAAUGGCAACGCAAGCAUUGUGGAGUUGUUAUUGGGACAUAAGGCCGAUGCCACGGCGCCGGACGAUAACGGCCACACACCACUGGCACAUGCGGCCUUCAAAUGUCACGAAGAUAUUGUUCGACUCCUCCUCCCAGCGAUACGAUGCACGAACAACGAGGGAUUCUCAGCACAGAUUCCGGUAUUACCGGCAGUCGUGGGCAACAGUUUAUCGAUAUUGCAGUACCUGUUGAACGAAGGCGCUGACCUAGACUUGUCCUACCCUGAUCUAAAGGGAACACCUCGAGCACCCCUGGCAUGGGCGGUUCAGCAUGGUAAUGAGGCCAUUGCGGGACUCCUACUGGCUCAUGGCGCUGACGUAAAUUUCAAACCAAACUAUGAUGAUGAGACGUUUCGGAGAUACCAACUACGUCUUGACUACGAUGACAAAUGGUGA